This is a messenger RNA of Cyclocybe aegerita, 3705 nucleotides long. Lineage: Eukaryota; Fungi; Basidiomycota; Agaricomycetes; Agaricales; Hemipholiotaceae. The record is from the annotation of a GenBank genome assembly.
AUGGACAUCACUGGCGAUGUGAGAGACGACAUGAGGGUCGUAUCUCCUCGCUCGCAGAUAUGGCAACGGGUUUGCCAUCGUAUGGUCACCCCAGCCGUAAUCGAGUAUCGUACCAUUGUCCUGAAGGAUUUUGUCGUCGAAUUCACUGGGGGCCAUGAAACGACGCUUCGCAUGUCAAUUUUUGGAUCAGGCAAUGACGAAGAUACCGAAAUGGAGCAAACGUCGCCCAUAAUGUGGAAGUGGCCACACAUCAUAGAACUGCAGCCAAGUAUGGGUGAAUUGACGUUUGUCCUCCGCUCGGAAAGCACCGGCGACCUAGGCUACCUUGUUUUGACCGAGGACCAACUUGCAGCAUUCAUGACAGUAGACCAGGACACCAAGGCCGAAACAGGUUUUACGGUAGAGGAUGUGAAAACAUCAUCGAAGAUGAAGUAUACCAUCGGUGUCGGUAAACGCGUUGAUAGUGUGAUGAAUGCCCUUCAAGAUCCAAGAUUGUUUCCCGCCAUUCUAGAACAAUUCACGGACGACCCAGAGGCCCUCAACGACCUCGGACACUGUGCUAGCGAACGAUUCAGACAAACAGGCAAUGAAGACGACAUCAAGAAGUCGAUCCAGAUUCACGAGCUUACUGUACAGCUGACAAGUACAGACGACGUGAAGUAUCCAAGAUUCCUGUAUAACACUGCCUGGGCAAUGUUUCUGCUGUGCCAGAAAACCUGGAAUUGCUCCGACUCAAGACGGCUCAUUGCGAUGAUGGAGACCGCCAUUGCCAGCACAUCACCGGACGAUCCCAUCCUUUCCAUUAUGCUCGACAACCUUGGGGCAGCCUUUGCAAAUCAAUUCCGCCACACAGGAGAUCCGCAAAACAUCGAAAGCUCCGUGUCCUGUCACCAAAGGGCAGUCCAACUUGGAAAUCACACAAACAUGUUCGCAGCCCUCAGCAAUCUGGCGUCUGCCUAUUCAGCCCGCUUUGAGCACUCGGGAAAUUUCGAGGACCUUCAAUGCGCAAUCUCCUAUCGGGAGGAGGUCAUGCAAUUGACGCCUAAUGGCCAUCCACUCCUCUCUAUGAACCUUCUCAACCUUGGUUCAUCCUUUUUGAAGCGCUUCAACGUCACCGGAGAUCUUGCUGACUCUGAGAGAGCAAUUUCUAGCUACGAGAAGACAGGCCAGCUUCUUACCGAACAGCACCCAUACAUGGCUGACCAGCUCAGUCAUCUCGGCGUCGCCUUCGAAGGUUUGUUCCGUCAGACGGGCAAUCUUGCCGAUGUGGAAAAUGCUAUAUUGUACCUAGAGAGGGCCAUCCAGGUGGCCCCUGACGGGCACAAAGACCUGCCGAGAUGGCUCAAUAACCUUGGACAUGCCUUUUUUUCACGCUUCUCAAACACUAAAGAUCUUGGUGACAUUCAGAGCUGUAUAUCAGCUCUGGAGUGUGCCGUCGAACUCGUACCUGCCUCGGAAUCAGGAAAUCCUGAUAGACAUUACUAUCUCUGGAACCUCGGUCGCGCAUUCUUGAGGUUCUUUAGCCACACAGGAAACCCCUCAUAUCUCGACAAGUCACUACAUUAUCAGCAGAAGACAGUUGACCUGACACCAGAACAACACGCAGACAUAUCAUGCCGUAUCCACGGUCUUGCUACCUGCUUUCGCACUCGUUUUAACCAUAGCCAAGAUUCCGCCGACCUAGAGACCGCCAUCCACCAUUACCAGAGAGCCCUCGAACUCACUCCUGAGAGAAAAUGGUGCAGGCCAUUCCUUCUCAGCGAAUUGGGAGGCGCCUUCCUCGCUCGUUUCAACUCUACAGAUGACUCUGCAGACCUCGACGCGGCCAUAUCCUAUCACCAAAAGGCAUUAGAUUGCACCCCAGAGGAUCAUUCUGGCAAGCCCGGUGUCCUCAACAAUCUUGCGCAUUCCCUCUUACAGCGGCUUAUGUGCACCGGGAAUAAGGACGAUCUUGAACAAGCGAUCCGUCUAUAUUCUCUUUCUGCGCAGCAGAUCACAGGGGACACAUCAGCACGCCUGCAAUCCGCCUGGAUGUUGGCCAACAUCUGUCGUGAGGAUUCACGUUUAUCGCAGUCGUUGGACGCUUUUCGCGUGGCUAUGGGUUUAGUUUCCCGCGUUGCAGGCCUGGAAUACACAAUUCACAAGCGACAUGAGAACCUUGUCAAGAUACCGGCCCUGACGUCUUCCGCUGUGGCAACUGCGAUUCACUGCGGAGAUGCUGAAUCCGCACUAGCGUGGCUUGAGCAGGGCCGCUGCCUUGUUUGGACCCAGAUCAACCAGCUUCGUACACCCAUCGACGCGUUGCGCGCUCAUGAUCCAUCUCUCGGCGAGAAAUUUCUUAAAGUUUCUCGUGCCCUGGACUCGUCAGCAUCUCGACAAGAACAAUUUAACUGCACGGUUUUCAACGAGGGCAACCUGUCGGCGAUGGUCUCCCAGCAAGAGAAAUCUCAUGCGCAUGUCCAUCUCGCAAAACAGUGGGACGAUCUCCUUUCGGAAAUCCGUGAGAUUCCAGGAUUCGGAGACUUCCUCCAGCCACCGAAUGCAGAAGCUCUGCUCGGGCGUCUAUCGCUCGACGGACCCCUUGUUAUAUUCAACCUCAACGAGGCACGUUGCGAUGCGUUGGCGUUGAUUUCCGGCGCCGAUAUACCGCUUCUCAUCCCACUUGAGCGCUUCAGCCUUCAAAAGGCAGUCGAAUUGCGGAAUUCUCUCCGUCUAUAUCUUAGCGCCCAUGGAGUUCGCAUGCGUGAGGAUGACCGGGGUGGACAUGUUGUUCCAGUUUUGCCCAAGAAUCCUGCCAUUUUCGCGGUUCUUCGCGUCCUUUGGGAGGACGUUGUGAAGCCGAUACUGGAGGCCAUUGGGUACUCGGACCCAGAUCACCCCAGAUCUCGUAUUUGGUGGUGUCCUACAGGCCCCCUCUCCUUCCUUCCUAUACACGCUGCGGGGAUCUACAACCAAGAGGUUGAGCAUCCCGGCUCUUGCGUCUCUGACUUUGUUAUUUCCUCGUACACUCCCACUGUGACCGCCCUCUUGGACAAGAGGAUCCGUGCAUCCACAAAUAUCUCUGACCACAGAGAGUCUAGCCGAAUUCUUCUCAUCAGCCAACCAAAGACGCCAGGCAAAUCCCCGAUCCCAGCUACGGUUGAGGAAACACGACGCGUUGACGAAAUGAUGAGCACCAGAGGGGUCCGGUCUCUGUUGCUCGACGACACUGAUGCCACGUCUGAGAGAGUCAAGGAAGAGAUGAAAACCAGCGACUGGGUGCACUUUGCCUGCCACGCUAUCCAGGAUGCGCAAGAGCCUCUGAACAGCGGUGUUCAUCUCCACGACCGGCGCCUGACCCUGCUCGAGAUUAUGGGUCAACACAUUUCAAGCACAGAGCACGCUUUCAUGUCCGCGUGUCAGACCAGCACCGGAGACGAAAAGCUUCCGGAGGAGGCUGUUCAUCUUGCUGCUGGCAUGCUGGCUGCCGGAUAUCGGGGAGUAGUGGCGACGAUGUGGUCGAUCAAAGACAAGUACGGACCUGAGAUCGCAGAGGCUUUCUAUGCUCAUUUGUUGGAAGGAGAUUCUGAGGGAGGGGAGCGGCGACUAGAUGGAUUCGGCGCUGCUCAUGCACUGGACCAUGCCACGCGCAAGAUCAGAGAGCGCAUCGGAGACACCGAGAAGGCGCUCUUGACAUGGGUCCCCUAUGUGCACUUUGGUGUUUGA